Messenger RNA from Dendronephthya gigantea, 1570 nucleotides. RefSeq names its product putative leucine-rich repeat-containing protein DDB_G0290503. The coding region runs from base 74 to 1570 and encodes 498 amino acids. The record is from RefSeq and is a predicted model, not a curated record. The transcript is spliced from 17 exons. NCBI's taxonomy places the organism in Eukaryota, Metazoa, Cnidaria, Anthozoa, Malacalcyonacea, Nephtheidae.
UCAUUGGGAAAGGAAAGGUCACUCCUAAGUCCAAAUAAAUCAAAUACUGACUGUUAUCAUUGUAAACAUCGUUAUGUCAAGUACGAGUAUGGAAGCAUCGGGUUUAAAACACGAACUGACUGAGAGUAGUAGAACAGAACUAGAGGUUGAUGAAGAGACAUCACCUAGGCUAGUUGCUGUAGUUGGUUGUGAAACACCUUUACAGAAAAGUAAAUUACAAAAAAAAAGGGAACAGAAACAGACACAAAAUAAUUUUCCACAAGAUAAUAAAAGGAGUUCUAGUUCCCAUCAGAUAGCAUUGUACAAACCUGGAUAUAACCAGGAACUUUCCUUUGAAAUGGUUAAUAAUAAUGAUGAGACAUUACAAUGUCUAAGCCUUGGAAAUAUGCCUCUCAGGGAGCGUCAAAUUGUGAAGGAAAGGAGAAAAAAACAGGUUGAUGAAGAGACAUCACCUAGGCUAGUUGCUGUAGUUGGUUGUGAAACACCUUUACAGAAAAGUAAAUUACAAAAAAAAAGGGAACAGAAACAGACACAAAAUAAUUUUCCACAAGAUAAUAAAAGGAGUUCUAGUUCCCAUCAGAUAGCAUUGUACAAACCUGGAUAUAACCAGGAACUUUCCUUUGAAAUGGUUAAUAAUAAUGAUGAGACAUUACAAUGUCUAAGCCUUGGAAAUAUGCCUCUCAGGGAGCGUCAAAUUGUGAAGGAAAGGAGAAAAAAACAGCUUAAAAUUGUUGAAGAAGAACAAUUUAAAGAAGUAAUAAGGGAUGCAAUUUUUUCGCAUGACAAAAAAAUUGCAUCGCUGGAAAGUGAAAAUGAUGAACUUCGUAAGGAGAACGAAAGGGUCAAAAGCGAAAAUAAAGAAUUAAAGCUUAUGAAAAAGAAUUCUAACGAGGAGAGAGGUAUAUUGCAAAAGACGACUGAAGAGAUCGGAGAUAAGGAUGCACAAAUUCAAUCAUUAAAAAAGAAAAUGACGAAUGUCAUGAAAAUAAAUGAAGCCUUGGUGGACAAAAAUGAGGACCUAGUAGAAGAGAACGAGAACUUGCGAGAAACCCUGGUACGUGAGAUAAACGAAAGACAACUUGAUAUGUUAACAAAUCAGGAUAAUGUUCAGCGUUUGGAGGAGGAAAAAUCUUCUCUUACUAAAAUUGUGGCUGAUCUUGAACAAAAGUCAGACGAGCUAACUGUUGCCCAACAACAAAACACAACAAUGAAACAAAAGAUAGAAGAACUAGAGGGUAAAAUGUUGCGUAUGGCACAAGAAAGUAUGGAUAUGCAGCUUCGGCUACGUACAAUGAACUUUAUCCAAGAUGAAUUACAAAAUGAGAUACUUGAACUCGAAGAACAGUGUACAAAUUUGGAGGAAAAGGUUCAUGAAGAAGAGCAAAAAAACUUAGUAAUGCAAGAAGAGAUAUAUCAUUUAAAAUUGGAAUUACAAGAGGGUAACAGCCAUUGGCUUAAAAGCCAAAAAGAUCUAGAGUCAGUGCUGGAACAUAAUGAUCAAUUGAAAAAGGAACUUGAUCAGUCACAAAAAAUGUUUGCAUCAAAAUUGAUAACAUUUUGCGUGAAGUAG